CUCGCCACUGACACAAAACCGCGAAUUACCCACAUAGCUGACCACGCGCAAAUGAGCCACUACGACACUGCAGAGCCGGCGGCUGACGACGAUUUCGGGCUGGUGGAUUUCGACUUUGCUGACUCAGACACACCCGCUGCGGCGCAUGCCGAACAUAAUGAGUCCCCGGCGCUGCCAGGUGACGAGUUUGACUAUGCAAAUAUGGAUGACGCAGACUUUGAAAUGCUGGUCGAUAAUCCGCCCACAGAAACUGCCACCGCCAUCCACAGCGAUACCGAGGGUGCUGGCCAACACACAGAGGAGCUUGUCGACUUCACAGAAGAAAGUCUGAUUGAGCCCGAUAGUAUUGCUGAGGAUGCCGGCAGCUCUAGUCUGCCUGAUGAUGAAAAGCUCCAUGACAGCCUCACAGUGAACCCAGCCGAGUCUGCUGAGGUAUCUGUACUAGCCCCAGCGCCUUCGGGCCACGCUGACGAAGAUACCAAUGGCGCUGAUCUGCCUGCUGGAACUCCCGCCGAGUUGAUAAGGUCUCCUGCGUUACGCACAGCCGGCACCGAUGAUAGUCUUGCGGCUACCGAUAAUUAUGACUCGCUGGUCACGGAUCCCUUCGAGUCGGCCACGUCGCCAGCUCUCCCACCUGCAGAUUUCGUGCACGACGUUGAGGGCACACACGCUGUUGACCACAGCGUCUAUGACCACCAGACAGAGGACGAUGCGCUUGUCAACUAUGAAGACUCAGAUGUUGAGGCCGAAAUCGAGGAGAUCCGCACGACCGACCCGACCCGGCGGGUGCCAGAUGCGCAGGUUCCAGUAACAUGGGUAUUUUGCGAAGGCGACUGGAUGGUGUACCUGGGACCAGAGCAGACAUCGUAUGACGCAGAGUACCAGCAUGUUCUGUUCCACAUGUCGAUUGCGCAGCUUAUUAACAACCUGCACACGGACACGCUGCUCAAGGACGAAGUUGAAAUUGCGCUCGAAUUUCCGUCGCUGGGUCUGAAAAUCGAUAUGCGCGACCAAGAGAGCUUCGAAAUUACUCUGGCCCAGCUAUAUAAGGAGAGCCAGUUACCUUCUGGCCUAGCAAGCUCGCCAUAUUUCACAUCUGCCUCUGCCAGUAACUACUGCCCGUCACCCGAGUCAUUUGCCUUUGUCAUCCAUACCCGCAACUCCGUUCAGAGCACUCUUGAGCACAUCAUGCACACACUUAGCCAGCACGAGGCAUCCAUCGAGGCAGUCAUCCCGCCCUCGGAAGAUCCUGUCACCGUCGAGGGGUCCGUCGAGCCCGAAUCUGUCGAUGAAGCCGAGCCGGCUGCCCUCUCAGAGGAGGCUGUUGAGCACGUUCCCAGAGAAUCAGACCUGGAGGAUCACAGCGCCGACGAGUCACUGGAAGCCGCCGCCUAGUCAAGACCAGCGCAAUUAAGCAGCUUUUUUGUAGCCUUUUUCACUAUAAAA
Molecule: messenger RNA, 1446 nt
Organism: Linderina pennispora
Lineage: Eukaryota; Fungi; Kickxellomycota; Kickxellomycetes; Kickxellales; Kickxellaceae
Exons: 7
Coding region: 52-1395 (447 amino acids)
Source: RefSeq, a predicted model, not a curated record